This is a messenger RNA of Lingula anatina, 975 nucleotides long. Its product is annotated as beta-1,3-galactosyltransferase 1-like. The record is from RefSeq and is a predicted model, not a curated record. Gene Ontology annotation, biological process: protein O-linked glycosylation. Gene Ontology annotation, molecular function: hexosyltransferase activity. Gene Ontology annotation, cellular component: Golgi membrane. NCBI's taxonomy places the organism in Eukaryota, Metazoa, Brachiopoda, Lingulata, Lingulida, Lingulidae.
AUGGAAUCUUCUGAAAAUCUCAUCAGGAGGCAUGCAGGAGAAUUAUUUAAAGAGGACAGUCAACAAAUUAGUCUUGGGGAUUGUAUGGUGCCAGAGAUUGUAUGUGAACUAAAGAAAAAUGAUUCUGAACUUUGGUAUCAUAUUAAAAGAUACAGGUACAUUAUAAACAGCCCCUGCAGGAAUACAGACGACGUGUUUCUCCUUGUGCUAGUUAUGUCCGAUCCUCGUGAUUUUGUCACCAGGGAUAUGUACCGAAAGACGAGUGGGAGCGUUAAAGACGUUCUUGGAGAAAAAAUAAAAACUGUAUUUGUCGUCGGUCAAACAAAUGAUUCAGACGUGGAACGUAGGAUAUUAGCAGAAAAUUCUGUACACAGAGAUAUCAUCAAAAUGACAUUUUACGACACCUACAAGAAUUUCACUCUAAAGACACUAUUGGCCAUGCGAUGGGCCAUUGAUUACUGCGCAGGUGUAAAAUUUGUCUUAAGGUGCAGGCACGAUGUUAUCGCAAAUUACCGGGAGAUUAUUAGAUACUUGAAGGAUCUUCCAAAAUUCAAGACGGAAACGUUAUUCACAGGCUAUUUGUACCCGAAGGGGAGUUCUCCUUUUCGAAUUCUAACACAAAAAUAUUACCAGUCAUUUAGGCAGUACAGUGGAAAUAAAUAUCCGGCUGUCCUGUCAGGGUUUGCUACAGUAGCCUCAUUCCAAGUCAUCAGUGUCCUCCAUUCAGCCUCGUUUUGGAAACAUCUCUUCAUUGAAGAUGUGUACCUGGCCACGCUGGCGCACGAAAACGACAUCGAGCUUGUCCACAAUCCAAACUUUUGGUUGACAGUACCUCCAGAAUUAAAGAAGGAUUCUUGUCUUCUCUCAAUGCCGUUGGCUAUUCACAAGGCACCUGACUUUAAAUUUUGGAGUGUUUUGGAUGAUUUUGGAAAAACAGAUAGUUCAAAACUGCAGUCACGAACUAGAGUUGCGUGA